ACCAUGGAACACCAUCAACCUGGGCAUCCAGCCUCUGAUAAGGCCAGGAUUAUAGAAGCAGUCAGCCCUGAAAACCGUGAGGUCCUGUCACAACCAGAUGUGCACCCCCAGGACAAGGAUGCCGGAGAUGCUGAUGGGGCAGCUAGAGAACAGGAGAUGGUAGACCAAACUUCGCCGCUGGCCCAGGGCCAGGAUAACCUUGAGUCACCUGCACCUAAUGCUAGUUCAAUCCAACUGGGGCCAGCCCACGGGACACAGCCUGAGGCAGAGACAGGAGGGGCGUGCUCCAGACCCCAGGAGCUUCCCCAGUCCCCCAGGGCCCGACAGCCGGAGGUAGAUUUCUACUGUGUAAAGUGGAUCUCCUGGAAGGGAGAACGGACACCCAUCAUCACCCAGAGCACUAACGGCCCUUGCCCUCUCCUGGCCAUCAUGAACAUCCUCUUUCUUCAGUGGAAGGUGAAGCUGUCCCCUCAGAAGGAAGUGAUCACAUCAGAUGAGCUCAUGGCCCAUCUUGGAGACUGCCUCUUGUCCAUCAAGCCCCAGGAGAAGUCAGAGGGACUUCAGCUGAAUUUUCAGCAGAAUGUGGACGAUGCAAUGACAGUGUUGCCUAAACUGGCCACAGGUCUGGACGUCAAUGUGCGAUUCACAGGGGUCUCUGAUUUUGAGUAUACUCCUGAGUGCAGUGUCUUUGACCUCCUAGGCAUACCUCUGUACCACGGCUGGCUGGUCGAUCCACAGAGUCCUGAGGCUGUGAACGCAGUUGGGAAGCUGAGUUACAACCAGCUGGUAGAGAAGAUUAUCACCUGCAAACACUCUAGCGACACCAACCUUGUGACAGAAGGCCUGAUCGCAGAGCAGUUCCUGGAGACCACUGCAGCACAGCUGACCUACCAUGGACUGUGUGAGCUCACAGCCGCUGCCAAGGAGGGUGAACUUAGCGUCUUUUUCCGAAACAACCACUUUAGCACCAUGACAAAGCACAAGAGUCACUUGUACCUGCUGGUCACCGACCAGGGCUUCCUGCAGGAGGAGCAGGUGGUAUGGGAGAGCCUGCACAAUGUGGAUGGGGACAGCUGCUUCUGCAACUCGGACUUCCACCUGAGUCACUCCCUUGGCAAGGGACCUGGAGCAGGAGGUGGGAACGGCUCCCCCGAACAGCAGCGGCUCGUAGACCAGGACUACCUAAUCGCCUUGUCCCUGCAGCAGCAACCACAAGGCACGUUGGGUCUUAGUGACUUGGAACUGGCCCAGCAGCUUCAGCAAGAGGAGUACCAGCAGCAGCCAGCAGUCCAGCCUGCACCAGGGCGGGCCUCCCCACAGGACAUGGGGCCCAAUUACCAAGUCCUGAUGCGCAUCCUUAUCUCUCGAAGUGAGACUGACCUUCUAAGCAUCAGAGCUGAGUUCAAAAAGAAAUUUGGGAAGUCCCUCUACUCUUCUCUCCAGGAUGCAGUGAAAGGGGACUGCCAGUCUGCCCUACUAGCCCUGUGCAGGGCUGAAGACCUUUGA
Molecule: messenger RNA, 1506 nt
Organism: Puma concolor (puma)
Lineage: Eukaryota; Metazoa; Chordata; Mammalia; Carnivora; Felidae
Source: RefSeq, a predicted model, not a curated record